Penaeus indicus is the source of this 273-nucleotide messenger RNA. RefSeq lists its product as uncharacterized. Bases 1 to 273 code for a protein of 90 amino acids. NCBI's taxonomy places the organism in Eukaryota, Metazoa, Arthropoda, Malacostraca, Decapoda, Penaeidae. The record is from RefSeq and is a predicted model, not a curated record. The transcript has 2 exons.
AUGCACAAGCUGCAGGUGUUGCUGCUGGUGGUGUGCGUGGCGGUGGACCCCAGCCUGGCCCAGAUCACCUUCUCGCGCUCGUGGGUGCCGCAGGGGAAGCGCUCGGGGGCCCUGAUGGCGCCUGAGGGACCUGCUCACCUGGGGGAGAGCUGUCACGGCGCCUACGUGGAUGCCCUCAUCCAGGUCGCCGCUGUGGCCAAUGACUUGGCCAGGACUGCCCUUGAAGCUGUCACUGUAGAUGCACGUCUCCCGACCCCAAAGGCAUCGAGAUAG